Messenger RNA from Chaetomium globosum CBS 148.51, 1890 nucleotides. RefSeq lists its product as uncharacterized. Lineage: Eukaryota; Fungi; Ascomycota; Sordariomycetes; Sordariales; Chaetomiaceae. The transcript is spliced from 3 exons. The record is from RefSeq and is a predicted model, not a curated record. The coding region runs from base 1 to 1890 and encodes 629 amino acids.
AUGGAUACAGACAGGCAAGACGAGGUCGACUCACCUAUGAUUGAGGACUUUCUCGACUGCGACCAGUUGAUAUCAGACUCAGACGGCGGCAGCUCUGGCAGUUCUUCUCCUCGGAGGUCGUUCAAACGCCUUCACAUCCACGUCGACAUGACCAAUACCCAGUACCUGGCGCCUGGGGCGCACCACACCGAACAGUCUCGGAUGGACGGCUUGCCGAUCUGCACUAGCGGCCCAUCAACAAGUGCUUUCUCUUCAGCGGCCGAUCUUGACCCCUACAGCGCAGUAUCCGGCGUCUCGUCGUUCAACUACCCUGCUGCUGCUGACCCAAGCCUCCUGACGCCGGCAUCGAGCUCGGGGAGCCCUCCUCUGCAGCACAAACAGUCGGGAAAGCCCAUGCGCACUUACCACCACUCUCAGGCACCGGCUCUCGCACCACAGGCGCCGACGCCUCCCGACACUUCCAAGAUGUACAACUACAAUGGUUACGAGCUCAACUCCAGCAGCCAAAGCCCCUCUCCCAUGACGGUGAACCCGACAGUGACCGAAGCUGCGCCCUUCAUGACGCCCUAUAUGGCGCAUUCUCCCCCCGUCAGCCACCACACCUCUUCGCCUAAGAGCGAGAUCCCGCCUCCGAUCGAUCCUUACCUCGGCCACUUCACAGUCUCGGGCGGAAACGACGGUGAUGUAACGCACCACUCGCUGCAAGACUACCACCCGUACGGCGUUGAGGUCGCCCAGCCCGGCGCAUACCUUACUCAGCAACACGUCCCUGUCGGCACGCCUCACAUGCACCACCGCAUGCCUUCCAAUGGUUCGGCACCAGUACUGUCGCAACCCCACCCUUCCCACUACAGGCCGCACUCUGGGGGCCAAGUAGGAGCGAUCGAAGACCUGCGAGACCCUGCCAUGCUCCUCGGGCCCUACCCACCUCACGGUGCUAUGAGCCCCGGGAGGAGAAUGCCGCCGCGGAAGAAACCCUCGAAUUCUAGGAAACCGUCCCGCACAUCCAAGGCGAUACCCCACGCCGAGUCGAGUGCCAAUAGGCAGUUCAGGCCGGAAGACGAUGGAGAGGAACUCACACUGAAGGACGACGCUCCGGAAGAUGACAAGUACCUUUUCCAGCUCCGAAAGGAAUUCAUCUCAGAAAAAGGGAAGGGCAUGUGGGAGGAGAUGAAGGCCAGGUACUCAGAGAAGCACCAGGGCAACUGGGAGAAGGCCGCCCUGCAGAUGAAGGUCUCGCGAGCAGUGGCCCGGUAUGGCGUAUGGCCAGAAAGAGAGAUCGAUCGGCUUAAAGAGGCCUUCGACUACUUCGAGGAGAUGCGGUACCAGCUCAUCAUCGCCCGGAUGAAGGAAACCGGCGGCUGCCGGGUUUGGGACUGGAAGAAGCCGCAUAUCGUUGCGAUGCUGGUAAAGUUGGGCUUGGAAGAACCAACAGUCAACGAGAAGACAGGGACACGCCGGCGCAGGAAAGCGGCCAAGAGGCAAGGCGGCCCUCAGAAUGGCGGCCACCCCGUCAUGGGCGACUGGUCGGGCGGGCUCGGCUUGCACCACCCGGUUUACCACGGCCACGGUCACGCACACCACGUCGCCGCCGCCGCGGCAGCGCGUCAGGGCCAGCCGUACGACACCAUGAUGGACGACGACUUUGGCGGGGCACCCAACCUGACGGCCAAGGAACAGGACGACCUCAUCAACGACGUCUUCAGCAACGUCAAGCCAGAACGCAGCCUCAGCCCAGACGACGGCAUGGACGGGCUCGCGUAUGGCAACGGCACCGACGGCGGCGCACGACGGCCCUCGAUGGCCGCCCCGCGCGAGUUCAACCACCAGGGCAGCGCCCGUGUGGCACGGCAAGCGUGCGAUCAACUGCUACAGCACCCUUCUUCAUAG